GUGAUCUUAUCAGGAAUGAAAAAGUCCCGGGGCAUUACUUAAAGGCCUUCUUCCCGUUAGAACUGAAUGCAUAGAACACGGUCAACUCCCCAUGGCCGCGAAGUUCAAGGUUAUCGUCUGCGGUGGCGGAUUAAGCGGACUAGCUUUCGCUGUAACACUGUCCAAGUAUCCAAAUGUGGACCUCGAACUCUACGAGGCUGCAGGUCACUUCUCCGCGGUGGGAGCUGGCAUCAGCGUAUGGCCGCGGGCUCUAGAAGUCAUGGAAAUGAUGGGUAUGGGACCUGAUCUGCAGAAGGUGGCGUCUGCCCCGUUCACGCAGGACUACGUUACUGCUUGGAGUUUCAGGAAAAGUGACCAGGCCGUAGGAAAGGAGUUUUGCCGUGUCGACUCUAGAGGGCACUGUCAAACGUUUCACCGAGGCGACCUGCAUGACGUUUUUGUGAACCAUCUUUCGCCGCGAUGUGUCAUUCAUUAUUCGAAGCGAUUGCAAUCGUAUUCCGAGCAGCCUGAUGGAUCGGUGAAGAUAUUCUUUGAAGAUGGGACGACUGCUGAGUGCGACGUGCUAAUCGGCGCCGAUGGAAUAAAAUCUCGAGUACGGGCAUCUUUGCUGAGAGAUAAGGCGCGAAAGGCCUCGGCGGACGGGAGACUAAUCAAGGCUGAAGAAAUUCUUUCCGGUAUUCCUCAGAUGUUUACAGGAUCGGUCGCAUAUAGAUCAUUAAUCCCCAUGGGGAGAAUCAAAUCGGAUCCUAUUGCACGCGACUUUCAAGUUCCCUCGCAACCUACACAGUACUGUGGUCAUGGCAUCAACAUCGUUGUAUAUCCGGUGUCGAAUGGUACCCUGUUGAACGUUGCCCUCUUUCGGCAUCAAAAACACCUAAUGGGUACUUCAUACGAUCCACCGUUCCCAGUCCAGGUAGACAAGGCGGAACUAAUGUCGCGCGCCGAGUUUUCAGAGUGGGAACCGGAAAUCCAGGCAUGGCUACGUUGUAUUGACAAGCCAAGCAGAUGGCCUAUGUACUGCACCAGGGUGUUGCCAUCCUAUGCGUCGGAUCGCGUUGCUCUUAUCGGUGACUCAGCACAUGCAAUGCUCCCGCAUCAGGCUUCUGGCGCAGGUCAAGCAAUCGAGGAUGGCUAUUUCCUAGCCACUCUUCUCGGUCACUCGCUCACAACGCGGAAAAGCAUACCCAGAGCAUUGGAAAUAUAUGACUCCGUUCGCCGUCCGUUUGCUAUUGAUGUUUGGAAACGAUCCGCAAGCAACGCUAGAUAUUUCACUAUGACCCAUGAAGAUUUCGAAUGGGACCACGAUGCGCCGGAAGCUGAAGUAUGGGAGAAACUUGCGGGGACGGCGAUAGCUAUUAACAAAGGCUUCGAGUGGGCAUGGACGACAUCAUUCAAAGGGAUGAUGGCAGAGGGUAUACAGAUGCUAGAGGCAGCAUAGAGAUAGAUGUGCAUCUUGCAUUGUGUUCCACUGU
Desarmillaria tabescens is the source of this 1472-nucleotide messenger RNA. RefSeq names its product salicylate 1-monooxygenase. Gene Ontology annotation, molecular function: FAD binding. The transcript is spliced from 8 exons. Bases 92 to 1438 code for a protein of 448 amino acids. Gene Ontology annotation, biological process: secondary metabolite biosynthetic process. The record is from RefSeq and is a predicted model, not a curated record. NCBI's taxonomy places the organism in Eukaryota, Fungi, Basidiomycota, Agaricomycetes, Agaricales, Physalacriaceae.